AUGAAUAUUGGGCGUCGAAUACGACCGAGGAAACUACAUUUGAGAUUAUAUUCUCAAGUGAAAGUUCCGUGGUCAUUGGAAACUCCAAUAACUCCUAAAACAGUUACAGAUAUUUUACCUCAUUUUGUUCAAUUACCAAUUGAAGAACAAGAUACAUUAAUUGAAAAACAUCCUAAAUUACUCAAUGUACAAUUACAAAUAAUGCUAUAUUCUGAACUGGAUAGUUUGAAGACAUUCAAAUUUAUUUGUAAGUACGGUCAACAUUUGCAAUCAGAAUUUAUUCAGAUAUUUAUUUACAAUUUACUUUUAUCAAAUAACCUCAAGGCAACAACUACAUUAUUGCAUCAGCUUUUACACGAAAAUAAAGAGUUUCAAAUGUCAAAUGAAUUAUGGGCAUUAUAUAUGGAUAAAGUUUGUUAUAUGGGGGAUUAUCUUGGGGCAACAAUGAUAUAUCAUGAAUUAGUUGAUAACGUAAAGUUUUAUGAAGAAACAAGUUAUUUAGUACAAACAAAUAAUCUAAUGCCAUUCUUGAUCAAUGAAUCUACCUUGGUAGCUUUAGCAUAUAUAUUUAGAAACAACAAAGACGCGUCACGAGUUGGUGGCAUAAUACAGUAUUUUCGUCGAUUUUAUUCAUUUUUACGUUCACAAUAUAUUUACAAGUCUUUAUUGAUUUUGCAAAUUGAAUCAUAUGCUGAACUUGGAGACCUAGAACAAUGUUUAAAAUUAUUUACAGCUUUUGGAUUUAAUCAUAAUCAAAGUGAUGUAAAAAGAAACAGGAAUGUGCAAGCAGGAUGGGAGAAUAUACACAAACGACAUGAAGCCAUCCAAACCAAUGAGAAUCCAUUAUUAUACAAGGAUUCAAAAUAUGAUUUGGAUAUUCACCAGAAUUUAUUAGCUGAAAUUUGUAAUACCGAGUUAUUUAAUCCUAUCAUUCAUAGAAAUGUCUAUUCUUCAUCUAAAACUGGACACAACCCAGUUAUCAAUGGAUCUAUAUCUGUCAAUGAUUUGCCAGCUUUGGAAACGUUAAUCACUGAAAAAGUGGCUACCAUGGAAAUGAGGGAAUUAUUACAUCUAACAAAAAUGUCUCAUCAAUCAAUUAAUCUUUUCAUAGUUGCUGGAUUAUGCAAUGUCAAUAAACCACAUAUGGCACUUCAGUAUUUGAAAACAUUAUCACAUAUUUUCCCCACUAUAUCAAGGAAAAAUCUUAUAAAGAAUCAAAAUUUUAUUCGUAUUUUACAUGCUACACAAGAUGUGGAACUCGCCAAGGAAGUGAUGAACUAUUAUCGUGAUAUCCAUAAUGACUACAUUAAUGUUCAAGUGUUACAAGCGUAA
Molecule: messenger RNA, 1332 nt
Organism: Candida albicans SC5314
Lineage: Eukaryota; Fungi; Ascomycota; Pichiomycetes; Serinales; Debaryomycetaceae
Exons: 1
Coding region: 1-1332 (443 amino acids)
Source: RefSeq, a predicted model, not a curated record